Messenger RNA from Zeugodacus cucurbitae (melon fly), 3253 nucleotides. RefSeq lists its product as uncharacterized. Gene Ontology annotation, biological process: small GTPase-mediated signal transduction. Gene Ontology annotation, molecular function: GTP binding; GTPase activity. The transcript has 7 exons. The record is from RefSeq and is a predicted model, not a curated record. The coding region runs from base 854 to 2827 and encodes 657 amino acids. Lineage: Eukaryota; Metazoa; Arthropoda; Insecta; Diptera; Tephritidae.
CUUUUUGUCAGGCCAGCAACAAUAAUGCCAUCCACUGAUCGUGCAUUUAAAAAUACGUUCCACAUGCAUGUAUACAAAACGUUCAACGUACACAAGAGAAAUCUGGUUUUAGUUUGAACGCGGCGUGUAUGCAUACAGUGCAGACAGUUUGUUGUUGUCUAAUUUGUGUUACUACGGCGAGUGUAGUUUACCUAUGAAUUAAUUUAUUUAAAUCAUUAUUAUUUGCUAAUUUGAAAAUAUUAAUAUGAGCAAAGAUCAGCCAAUUUAAAAGCGAAAAUCAAGUGAAAGUAUUGAAAAAGUGAGCACAAGGAAAAACAAGUGCAGCAAAAAAGGAAUAAUCUCAUAAAUGUGUAAUUAAGUGCUUUUAUGUGAAAUUUAGAAAGUGUUAAUGGUGGUAUGUACUUGAAAAUCGGCGAAAAUUAUAAAAUGCAUUAAAAAUAUUGAAAUAUUGAGUGCCUAGGCGCAAGAGUUGAAACGUACAUACAUAUGCAUAUUUAAAAAAAACAUAUAUCUACGAUUUGUUGACAAUAAAAAACACAUUUCAACAAACACAAAGACAGUUCUGUUAAGAUUGCUAAACAGCGGAUUUGUUUUACUAAAGUGUGCCACCACCUUUGCAACUGUUCACGGAAUAACCGACUACAACGAAAUGCACUGAAAGAGUGUACGAAAAAACGGCAUAAAAACCAGAGCUGAAACCAGACAGUUGCUAUAGUAAUUAUUAUUAUUCUACUCAACGGUACAACAGUGAUUUUAAUUGAAAACGUGCCGGCAGCAGCUACAGCAGAGGUAGCAUCCACAUUUCCAUCUACGCCGGUCAUAGCAACAGACCUUAUUCUUCCCCAGCGGCAACAUGACUGUAAAACUCACAAAAUUCUUCAGUAGCGCAGCCGCCAUACCGACAAUGACAACGGCUACGCCUGCCAGCGAAACGGCUGCCACCAGCUACCAUCAUCAACAGCAACACAUACAAUUUAUGCAACAACAACAGACGCAACAGCAUUCGUCGCUAACCUAUAAUCCGUAUAUUGCGGGCGGUAUGGAUAGCGACGACUUUUAUGACGAUGACAACAUGUCGUUAUACUCGAGCGCCACCGCUGGCAGUGGUAUUAUGACGCAGCGCGGUCAUUCAUGCAACAAUUCACAGCGUCCGCUGUUGGGUGAAAGGAAACCGCCAAAAAUGCUGUUGUGUAGCAAUGCAACGAAGAAAACUAAGAAGUCGACUGGCUUUAAUCAACCGCAACGUCACUUGCAGCUACAACAACAUCAACAACAACAACAACUGCAGUAUCAGCAGCAGCAGCAACAUGAGGGGAAACCGCAAUUGCUGCCGCAACAGAAAUCGUAUAUCUCGCCGUAUGUGCAGCAGCAGAAACGUGAUAGCGCCAAGGGUUUGCAUGGCUUUAACGAUUUCGAUAUUUUGUCACAGCAAUAUACGGAGCAUUUACGUAGUAGUCCCCACAUAGGUUACCCUUACGGCAGCCCCCCUUCACCCUCGGCAAAGUCUAAUGAUUUCGUAUUCGAUCCGUUGCCACAGCAACAUAUUUUAUAUGGGAAUAACGUGCACCACCAACAACAAAAUGCGAGCCAGUAUCGCAUACAACAGACAGGAUGUGACAUUAAUGAGACGGAUUACUCUUAUUAUGAGCGAAACGCUUACAAUGUUAGCGGUAUUGGUAGUGGUGGUAAUGGUAGUGGCAGUCUAAGCGGUGGUAGUAAUGGUCUCCCGUCCACCGUGCAUUAUGCACCCCCAUCACAUUAUAUGGGCAAAUCGUCACGAUUUGAUGAUGAUUUUUGCACUCGCCGUAAUGCCACAUUCUCUGAGCCACAGCCGGUGGCAUUAGCAGAGCAGGCUUGGACACCUCCAAUUCCCGCGGUCACUGAUGAUAUGAGCGGUCCUUUCAUUUUUGGUGGUGCGCCGCAUGAACGUUUUAAUCAUCACCGGCUACAAAACAGUAAUAGCACAUCACCAAAGGCACCAAAUCAACAGGUUUUCACUACAUCUCCGGCCGUUGAGGACAGUCCGUCGGAUUGUCCGAUUGAUGUGGCAGACAAACAUCCACCGUUCAAUGACCAAGUGACUGGGUUGAGCAGCGACACUAGUUCCAGUUCACGUAACAGCAGCAGCAACAAGGGGCUGAAGUUUUUACUGCGAAAGAGCAAAUCAAAACGUAACGGCAAAGAUAAAAAAUUCGAUACGUCUGGCGGGGAAACGAAAUCGCAACAGGAGCAACUGAAAACACCUUCCAUCAAAUGUGUGCUAGUGGGCGAUGGUGCUGUGGGAAAGACCAACUUGAUUUUGACUUAUUUGAAGAAUCGUUUCAAUACGGAGCAUGUGCCAACCGCAUCGGAUAUAUAUAACGCGGAUGUUUUUGUUAACGACAACCCUGUACAUUUAACCAUAUGUGACACCGCAGGACAAGACACAUUGGAUAAUCUGCGACAAUUGUGUUACCCCGAUAGCGAUGUAUUCGUCCUAUGUUUCUCCGUUGUGAGACCAGAGACUUUCCAUGCUGUUAAAACGAAAUGGGCACCGAAGUUCUCCAAAUCAAAAGCUUCCCUUAUACUCGUUGGAACACAGACCGAUUUGCGCAAAGAUUCGCAGGUGUUGAAAAAUUUGCAGCUUAAUGGCGAAUGUCCGAUUUCACAUGCAGACGCCUGGGAUUUGGCUGCGAGCGUAGGGGCGAAAUACAUUGAGACUUCAUCGGCAACACAGGAUAAAGUCAAAGAAGUCUUCGACACUGCAAUUUGGGAAGGACUGACACCCACUAUUUUGCCUCCCACACCAACGCCACCAUUAUGGAAAAAGAUGUUGUGUUUGGCGUAGGAAUGUAUAAAAGAUAUAUAAACCCAAUGAUGCUUCCUAAUAUGGUAUAAGCACACCUACAAGUUGCUGGAGACUUUACAUAUAUAUCUACUGUUAUUCAUAUAGUAAUACAAUUUGCUUAAGUAUGUAUUAUUGUGAUUAAAGUUAGUGUGAAGUCCAGCUUUAUAGACUGAUUAAGAUUAGAUAUAUAUUUAUGUAUAUGAGUCCAUGCUACAGUUACAGACAAUUGAAGGAUUUAAUUCGUUUAAUUCCGAAUUCAAAAUACUUAAUUAAAUUUAUAUUUAACUUUAUUUAUAAAAUUUCGAAUAUCAGCACAUCUAUGUUAUCAAAUUUGUAAUUAAGGUCGAUUUUUGUCAUUUGUUAUUAAAUUAAGAUUCAUAUCUUCAUUAGUGACUAUGAAUAUAUAUCUGUUAAGUACAAUAUUAU